Messenger RNA from Rhopalosiphum padi (bird cherry-oat aphid), 7669 nucleotides. It is a transcript of the gene shep, whose product is annotated as protein alan shepard. Gene Ontology annotation, cellular component: ribonucleoprotein complex; nucleus; cytosol. The coding region runs from base 849 to 2510 and encodes 553 amino acids. Gene Ontology annotation, molecular function: poly(U) RNA binding; poly(A) binding; mRNA 3'-UTR binding. NCBI's taxonomy places the organism in Eukaryota, Metazoa, Arthropoda, Insecta, Hemiptera, Aphididae. The transcript has 14 exons. The record is from RefSeq and is a predicted model, not a curated record.
UCGUUGGGCGUGUGUGCGUUGUCAGUGUGCCCAUUGAGCGAGUGUGUCGCCGUCGGGUGUGCGUGCGUGGGUGUGUGUGUGUGUGUGUGUGUGAUCGCGCGCGCGCCGGCGUGUGCGAGUGUUUCCUUAUCCGCCGGCCGACGACGUGACGACGACGUCGACGCCGCCGUUCAGCACGACGACGACGACGACGACGACCGCGACCGCAGACGACCCGACGGCGAUUAUUGUUAUUAUUAUUAUUAUUAUUAUUACUAUUAUUUAUUUAUCGCGAUAACGAUUCGGGCCGGUUAAGUCCGUGUAAAAAAAAAAAAAAUAAAAAAAAAAACGCUUCCGAUCGCCGUCGGUCAUCGUCGUUCGUGUGGUUUUUUUUUGUUUUUUACCUAUUCACCAUCGUUCACCAACGGCGACGGCUAUCCACCCGCCGCUCACCUCUUCCGCUUCGACCGCCGCCAGAAGAGGGUUUUCGAUAUCCCCGAAGAACCGAUGCUCGAGGCACUCACUGACGACCUUACUACAGCACGCCUGGUGCCUAGUACUUCUUCUUCUUCUACCGCAGUCGCCGUCUACUAAAACAUAGAGGUACCUCUCUAUAGCGGCACGAGUCGUCGUCAUCCAUAAAUCUAAUCAAGCAAUAUCGUCCCAUGGUCACAGCUAUGUCUGGUACGAACAACGGACACUACACACUGGAGGAACACAUUGUCCCGAUUCGCAACAAGUCCGCUCUGUACACGCAUGUGUGUAGAUAAUAAGCGGUAGAAAGUUGUCGUCUGCUCGCUGCAGCCGUCUUACCAGUCGACCAUAUCGAUUGAUAUUUCCUGUUUAGAAGUUUCCUAAAAGCCGUUUGAAUGCAAGUUGCAACGGUAAUGCAUCCCAUGCAACAUGCUGGAGGAGUGGCAACCUAUUAUGCUACUCCUAGGCCAACUCAUCCACACUACUCAAGUGUAAACUACCACGAUUACAACGCAUCCUAUUCCAAGCGCGCACAGUUGGGUUGUGGUUAUAACACUGCUGGCGGUAACCAAGGUUUAACCAACACGACCUUUGGUGGAAAAUCGGGCACGGUACCUGGCCAUCACAGUGGCCCGCCCGGUAUGACCGGCAACUAUGCUAGUGGCGCCCCUACACAAUACCAUCACAGAGCGACGACCGGCUGGAACUCGGCUCCCUUACCUGCCCAACAGUAUCGAUACGGAACCGGUCCAGUAACGCAGACCACCAUGUCGCCGUACACGUCCUACAACCCCAAUCCGACAACCUACACCAACAGCAACAACAGGAUACCUACGGCCUCUUCACCGGCCAACACUAACAACAGCAGCUCGAGCUCCAACACCAACGGUGGAGCUUCGUUGCAAUCGUCUAACCAGCCGACCACCAGUUCGCCGUCGUCAGAAUGUCAAUCGGCCCCACCGGCACAGCAACUGUCCAAGACCAACCUUUACAUACGCGGAUUGAACCAAAACACAAUGGACAAGGAUUUGAUCACCAUGUGUUCACAAUACGGCAACAUUGUUUCAACUAAAGCAAUCUUGGACAAGAACACCAACAAGUGUUACGGAUUUGUGGACUUCGAGUCUGGCUCGUGCGCUGACGCCGCGGUCAAAGGUCUGCAAGCAAAAGGUGUCCAAGCCCAAAUGGCUAAAGUGGGUAUUCCAGUUCAACGUAGAGCGGCCACUCAGCAAGAACAAGAUCCUACAAACUUAUAUAUAGCCAACUUGCCACCGAAUUUCAAAGAGAAUGAUUUGGAUACGCUAUUAUCGAAGUUUGGUCAGGUAGUAUCAACUAGGAUUUUACGUGAUACAAAUAUGGUCAGCAAAGGAGUCGGAUUUGCUAGAAUGGACUCCAAGGAAAAAUGUGAACAAAUCAUUCAAAUGUUCAACGGCAAUCCAUUGCCAGGAUCUAAAGAACCAUUGUUAGUCAAAUUCGCUGACAGUGGUCAAAAGAAGAGAAACCCUAGCUAUAGAUCAGAUUCUCGUUUAUGGAGAGAAUCGGAGAACGGCGGAUGUAUGCGAUUUCCGGUACAGCACUAUAUGUUGCAGGGCUCACACGUCGGGUACGAAGCGACCCACAACGGUCUGACCGGCUCGGCUGGCUCGCACGUCAUACCGGCCACGGCACUUGCGCAGUACGUCGGCCGGCACUACACCACGCAGGCGUUGCCUGCCCACGGAUACUCAAUCCCGGCGUCCACGUGGCUGCCUCAAUACGUGAUGCAGCCCGCUCCGCCACACCACCUGGCCCAAAUAGACACUCCUGUAUGUUGUCAGAUGAUUCAGCAAGCUGAUCCUGGAUCCGUUCAAUACGGUUCAGUUAUACCGCAACUCGCCACACAUAUGUCUGCUUUACAGAUCGGAAACGGAUCAUACGUGGCCGGCCCACACCCAGGUUAUCCGUACUACACAAGCACUGCACCAAACAUAAUUCACACGGUUCCAAUUCCAUCUGAAGAACAUCCAUCAACAGCGGCGUCACCCGAUGACUCCUAUCAACAUUUCACGCACAAAUAAACAAUAAACACCAUGCUAAACCAACCAAAAUCGAUAAAAUAUAGUAGGUAACAUCUCUUCUUAUUCCCCGACGCCCCAAGCUGUUUUUUUUUGUUUAAAUGUUUUUUUUUUUUUUUUUUUUUUAUUAGUUAUCUUGGCCAUUUCAAAAUUUAGUUAAAUUUGUUUAGUACUAAAAAAUAAGAAAAGCUUGGUGAAUAUUUGUAAAUAUUUAACCAGAAGUUGUACAAAAAUAAUAGAAACUAUUAGUCACCUUGUUGAACUCCGUUGGGAAAAUAGGUUUUAAAAACAUCGUUAUCAGCGCAGAGUAACAGGUUAACAGUAUAAUAUUUUAGACAAACAUAAAUUUUAGUUCAAUACAAAUUUAGCUCAAUUGCGGUUUUAUGUAGAGUAAUUAUUUUUAUUUCAUUAUUAUAGUAGGCACUUGUUUCAUCUGCCAUUCCCUCCAAACAAGUCUUCCCGAGUCUUGUUUUGUAAAUUCCAAAUUGAUUAUUUUGCCCAAUGCUAUUUUUUUUCGGACUCUUGACAGCAUGUCAUUUAUUUUGACAUGUAAUAGUUUUAAACAACGCAUGUUAUCGUUUCACGAUUUAUUUACUCCGAGUUAGUUAUUUUUACUGGAAAAACAUUAAAUUUAUUUUAAUCACUCCAUCGUUUAGACGUAAAAACAUAAAAACGGUUUUAUGUCUAAAUUUUGCAGUUUUUAAUAAUUUAUUUUUAGAGUUAUUACAGUAAUAUUUACUGAACGUUAUAUUCUUAAAAUGAAACGAGAAUACGUGUCUUUAUUAUAUGUAUUUUAAACGAUUAUCGAAAAAAUUAAUAGCAGAUUCAUACGGUCCAAAAAAUAUGUACUUAUUUAUCAAUUUGUUAAAUUUGACAUUCGGCAUAAUGUCGACUAAAUUUACAGCAAUGAGUUAAAAAAAACCAUUCAUUAAUAUCCAUAAUUUUGGUCCUAACAAUAUUUUUUUUUGUAAAUUUUAAAUUAUUUUUGUUUAAAACAUGUUCAUUGAAAUUAUUAUUUAUUUUUUUGUUGUGGAAAUUAAUUUUUCGAUUUUUUAAAAAAAUGUGUAUAAAGUUAAAAUUGUUUUGAGUUAUAAUUUUGUUUGUCGUUUGCGAUACCGUUUAUUUCUUGAAAUUUAAAAUUUGAAAGUUAUGUUUAUUUUAAGGGUUGUCCUUUUAAGUGUAUAACUGUUACACCUGUUGGCAACUAAACAUAAAAAUUAAAAAAAAAUUAAAGUUGAGCCUCCGAUGUAUGUAAUUUUAAUUCAGUAAUAUGAAAUUCGUAAUACCUAAUACGCAUUGCCGUUGACGACGUUGACGCAUCCGGAAGUCAACUAUCGUGUUACAAAUACAAUUCAUAGACGAAAUUAUUACGUGAAUAAUAAAUAUAAAAAUAAUAAUAAAAAGUUUAGGUUUAAGUUUAUUCAUUAAGUUAUUGAUAUAUUUAACAAUAAUAUUUUUGUUUAAUAAGUAUAGUAUAGUUAUGUAGCCUAAUAUAAGUUUAAAUGUAAUUUAUUGUCGCCUUGACGACCACUCCUCCCCCCCACCCCUCCCCGUAGUAUAACCAUCCAUUUUAUAUCCGUGUGACUGAAUUUUUUUUUUUUUGGUAAAUUUGUCUCCUUGAAAUUCUGUGAUACAUGUGUUAGUACAUGUCAGCGGUUAAUAGUCACUAUAAUGUUUUGUACCGUUUGAAAAAAUUUAUCUUUAAAACGAUACAUUUCAAGUUUUUAUUUUAAAUUUAUAAAAAAAUUAAAGAAUGUUUAUUUUUUUACCUUGAUGACUUAGGUACGUAUUUUUAAAAGAAAAAAGAAAAGAGUUAUUUUUGUUUUUAUUAUUUUCAUAUUUUAUUAAUUUGUUUUUUUUUUAAAUUUCUUCUAUAGUAAUUAUAACGACUGAUUUCGUCGUAUUUUAUUUGGCCAAUGGUUAUAACAUUAUAAAAGUAUAUAAAACAUAAUGUGAUUUUUUUCGUUAUUCAUCUAAACUAUUAUGAUUUUGACAACAAUAGUCAUAGUUAGGCAUAGUUGUACUAAUAAUAAUAUGUGUGUGAGCUGGCUAGAAAAAUAAAAAUAUUUAAUUAGUCAUUAUAUUUCAUUCGAUGGGGAUACGUAAUUUUUAGCACCGAUCAAUGAUAAUAAUUAACAUAAAAAAUGGUAAUAUUUAACUGAAUAUUUUCUCAAACACUGUCCCUUCCAUUAAAUCGAUCAGAACCCGUACACGAAUAUCGACUCAUAUUAUACUAUAAAAUUUGGGUCGCAAAAUGUAUAUUUUUUAUAUAUUUUUUUUAAACCAAACCGCAGCGUAAACAAUAAUUAUCGGUAUAUUGUUUUGAGAAAUUGGUUCUUACCCUCUUCCCCAACUAGUGACUUUUUCAUGCCUUAUCAGCUUUUUAACAUCGUCCACCGUGUACAAACCGAAACUCCGAAGUCCCCUGACGACGACUCCGACGACAGUGGCGCUACUACCACAGUUCAUGUAAACAUAUUAUAAAGUUACAAUAACGUUUCAUUUUUAUUUCUCUACGACUUUCUCACCUCUCUCCACGACGCAUUAGUCAAGUCGAUAUAUUUUUUAAUUUAAACAUUGUGUAUAAUAUAUAUAUAUAUGAAACGUAUGUGUGUAUAUAUAAGAAUAUUUUGAAAAAAAUACCAAUUAUUGUCCGGCAAUUGUGAUUAUUGUUUAAAUAAUAUACGUCUGCUCCAUUAAUCCCAAAGAUAUUGUAGUAAUACCGCUGAGACCGUGCCUCGGUGCUCAUUUAAAGGCGGUACUAAAAACAAGUAUGUUAGGUUUAUUUAUAUUUUUUUUGUCUUUUGUUUUUUUCUCUCUUUCCUUAUUUUUGUCAUGAGUUAUAUAAAUUAUUAUAGUUUUAUUUUUUGUUUUUCGUUUUUUUUUUUUUUUUUAUUAUUAUUAUUAUUUUUGAUGAAUUUAUACAAUUUAUAUGAUACAAUUUAAUUAUGUGUAAAUACGUUUUCAAAGCAAAAUUUUAAAGAAAUUUAGACGAUGCCAUUCUAAUAGUAACGCCUCCUAUAAUAAUCAUAUUAGUGCAAUAUUAAUUUGACUGUAUUUCAUUCAUAUUGUAGCUUAUUAUUUAUUUAUUUUUGUUUACCUACGAUGAUUAGAAAAUUGUCUUACUUCAUUCGAAAAACGAUUUUCUUAGGGAAUUUCUGGGUUAACUAUGAAAUGAAAUUGUAUAUAUAUACGACUGUUCAAAUUUUACAGGGGUAUUUUUGUAUUCUGUCCCAUAAAAAAAAAAUUAAUAAAAAUGUAAUAAUAAGACUUGGUUUCGCCUAAGCGCCUUUGUCUGAAUAAAACGUAUACAGUUUUAAAUGUGAUAUUUAGCACAUCGGUGUCUUCCCAGGACGCUAUUUGCACAUAAUUAUUUGUGCUAAAGACAAAAUGAAAAUAUCGAUAAAAAAAAGUAAAUAAUUUUCCGUGAGUUCCGGAAUUUCUUACGAUCAAUUUAUUACGUGCCUACUAGUUUUCCGCUCACACGAUAUAAUGUAGAGGUACGUCCACAGUAGACCGGACGACAUUAAAUCGAAGUUAAAAUCAAAUAGGUAGUAAUAAAAAUAAAAAUAAAUAUAUUAAAAAAUCAUGGUCUACGCCCGCGCCAAAUAUGUUAACAUUUCAGAUUCACGUACGAUAUACGAAUGCUCGUAUGUAUAUUAUAAUAAUAUUUUAUAAAUCUGAUGCGUUUUUCGACGUUCCUAUUAAAUGGUUGCACGUCAUAAUAUUCUGUAUAUGUAGAUCCUUUUCUGUUUAUUAAUUAAUAUUUUUUUUAAACGUCUUUUGGCCAACGACGUAUUAUUAUUGUCGUAAUAUGUAGCUAAACGUAACGUCGAUAAUAACGCCUCAGAAUAUAAUAAAAAUUAUAAUGUACGUAUGUGUAUAGUAUGUGUACAACAUUUCAACAAAAGCAUAUAAAAUAUUAUAUAAAUCGUAUUACCUACGUUUAAUAAUAUGAUAACAGUUCGUACGUUAUAAUAUGUAACGACUUAUUUUUAGUAUGUAAGUUUAAGUGUUAUUAUUAUGAUAAUGAUAAUGAUAUUAUGUUAACAUUAAUUAAAAGUCUAAUACUAAAUUCAUUUUUUUUCUGUAGCGUACUGCGCGUACGCUACACACGAUUAGCCUAUAAAUAUUAUUAUAAUAUUAAGAGAUAAAUGAAAAUUGAUAAAAAGGACGAUUGUUCAAAUGUUGUUUUGUCAAAGCUGUCUUAAACAUGGCUUGUCAUUAUUUUUGUUUCCAAAAAAAAAAAAAAAAAAAACAAUUUAGCUUAGCUUUAGUGUGUUAAGAUUUUUUUUUUUUGCUUUUAAAUGUACGUCUUAAUUUAUAUUUAAGUUUAGUGAUAACGAUAAUAAUUUUAAUAAACAAAAAAAACUUGUAUCGAAAAAAAGUUUAAAAAGGAAAAAAUAAUAUUAAUAUAACGUCGAAAGGAGAAAUAAUAAGUAAUAUAGUACAUAAUAAUAUAAUAUAUAUUAAGUAUGUGCGAACAAGAUGUUUGUACGUUGUGAUUGAGACUGCUGGUCCCCCCUCCCUAAAAUCGGUGGGUAAAGUUGCGUUAAAAGAUGAUAAUAAUUAUAAUAAAAACAUAAAAAAUUAAUGUGGAAAAAACAAGAGUCACCCAAAACAACUGGUACUCUCGGCUUAACUCAUUUAUAUCACCCGGUGUCUUGUAUUAUUAAUUGUGACUGAUCAUUGUUAUGUAGAAGGCCUUAGUUAUUAAGUCUUGCCGUAAUAUUUAUGUGUAUAGUUUAAUGAUUUCUCCUUAUAUGAUUUUUUUUUCUCCUUUCUGAUUUCGCCGAGUUAAAAAAUUAAUUAUUAUGAAUUAUUUAUUGAUAUUAUUUAAUAUUAUACGUACUAUAUAAUUUUUUUCUUUUAUCUAAUUUAUUUAUUUAUUUUACUAUUAUUUUUUUUUUUUUGUAUAUUAUUGAACAAUUCUAUUUAAUAUUAUGUCUCAUUUAAAUGUAGGUUUCGUUUGUUCAUUUUUUUUUUUUUUUUUUUUGUUUUGUUUGUAUUGGGUUUGAUAAAUUUUGGCGUUGUUGCAUUUUAAGAAUAGGUUAUAUAUAAUUAUUAAGUUUUUUUUCAUAGACUAAGACUACUAUUUGCGUGAUUGUGAAAAGAAAAUAAAAACAACAAAAAAAUUAAUAAAAACUAAAGUUAUUACGAAA